This is a messenger RNA of Mesocricetus auratus (golden hamster), 271 nucleotides long. Its product is annotated as translation machinery-associated protein 7-like. Lineage: Eukaryota; Metazoa; Chordata; Mammalia; Rodentia; Cricetidae. The transcript has a single exon. The coding region runs from base 1 to 195 and encodes 64 amino acids. The record is from RefSeq and is a predicted model, not a curated record.
AUGUCAGGCCUUGAAGGAGGCAAAAAGAAGCCCCUGAAACAGUUCAAGCAGCAGGCCAAGGAGAUGGACGAGGAAGACAAGGCUCUCAAGCAGAAACAAAAAGAGGAGCCGAAGAAACUCGAGGAGCUAAAAGCCAAGGCUGAGGGGAAGGGACCCCUGGCCAUAGGUGGAAUUAAGAAAUACGGCAAAAAGUAAGCUGUUCCUCAUAUCUGAGAUGAUGGUGACCCUCUUCCAUUCCCAUUUAAACAUCUGGAUCCCCUGCCAUAACAUC